This is a messenger RNA of Hydra vulgaris (swiftwater hydra), 861 nucleotides long. Lineage: Eukaryota; Metazoa; Cnidaria; Hydrozoa; Anthoathecata; Hydridae. The record is from RefSeq and is a predicted model, not a curated record.
AUGGGAGAAAAAGGGACAGAAAAAGCAAUUGAUUUUGCUUUAAAAAAUAGUGACCAUAAACUACUUGAAUAUUUACAUUCGUUAGGAUAUAAAGGUACAGAUUGGGCAAUUGAUUUUGCUGUAAAAAAUGGUGACAUUAAAGUACAUAAAUAUCUAUAUUUAUUAAAAUAUAAUGGUACAGAAGAUACAAUUAAUAAUGUUGCAGAAUAUGACUACAUUAAAGUAGUUGAAUAUUUAGAUUCUAUAAGAUAUACAUGUAUAAAUUUAGUAAUUAAUUCUGCAAUAAUAGAUAACCGUCUUGAUGUACUAAAAUAUUUACAUUCGUUAGGAUAUAGAGGAACAGAACAUACAAUUACUUGUACUGCAUCAAAUAAUCUUGAAAUAUUAAAAUAUUUACACUCUAUAGGAUAUAAGAAGUCUAAAUGGAUAUUUAAUUAUGCUGCAGAAAAAGGUCGCCUUGAAGUAAUUAAAUAUUUACAUUCUAUAGGAUAUAUAGUAACAGAAGAUACAAUUAAUGAUGCUGCAGAAAAUGGUCACCUUGAAGUACUAAAAUAUUUACAUUCGUUAGGAUAUAUAGGAACAGUUUAUGCAGUUGAAAACGCUGCAGGAAAUGGAUAUAAAGGUACAGAAUAUGCAAUUGAAAACGCUGCAGAAGAUGGUCACCUUGAAGUACUAAAAUAUUUACAUUCGUUAGGAUAUAAAGGUACAGAAUAUGCAAUUUCAACUGCUGCAGAAAAUGGUCACCUUGAAGUAAUUAAAUAUUUACAUUCGUUAGGAUAUAGAGGAACAGAAUAUGCAAUUUCAACUGCUGCAGAAAAUGGUCACCUUGAAGUACUGGAAUAUUUACAUUCUAUAGAAUAA